This is a messenger RNA of Saccoglossus kowalevskii, 801 nucleotides long. Its product is annotated as cysteine-rich hydrophobic domain-containing protein 2-like. The record is from RefSeq and is a predicted model, not a curated record. NCBI's taxonomy places the organism in Eukaryota, Metazoa, Hemichordata, Enteropneusta, Harrimaniidae.
AUGGCUGACUUCGAUGCGAUCUAUGAAGAAGACGACGAAGAAAAUGAUGGCUUACUCGACGAAACUUUUAUCAGUAUGGUUCCAGAUCCCAUUAUUGUAAGAGGAGCCGGUCAUGUCACUGUGUUUGGUUUAAGUAAUAAAUUUGAUACUGAAUUUCCAUCAGGACUUGCAGCAAAGGUUGCGCCUGAAGAGUACAAAGCUACUUUAGGAAGACUUAAUAGCGUUUUAAAAAAGACUUUACCUGUCAAUGUAAAAUGGUUAUUAUGUGGCUGCAUAUGCUGCUGUUGUACGCUAGGUUGUUCCUUGUGGCCUGUUAUAUGUCUUAGUAAAAGGACAAAGCAUUCAAUUGAAAAAGUACUAGACUGGGAAAAUAGUCAUUUAUAUCAUAAAUUAGGACUUCAUUGGUUGUUGUGUAAACAGAGAUGUGAUUCCAGUAAUAUGAUGGAAUAUGUGCUAAAAGUAGAAUUCAUUCCAAAAGUUUCCAUUUUAAAACCAGACUAGCAAGCAAUUUUAAAAGAGGAGUGGAAGAGGAAGACAGGAAAUCAAGACAACAUUUUUGGAUUGUGGAGCUGUUUGGGCUGUUGAAUUAUAUACUUGCAGCGUAAUAAACACGGCUCAGUCUGUUUGGUAUCUGCUGAUUAACACACGGUUACCUCAAAUGCAAAAAUGACCGAUGACUCGUAAAUAUUCAGAGACUGACAUUUACAAGUUGAAAUAUUUAUAUACCAUAAUUUAUGAAAAAAGGGCAAUGUACAUAUUAAAUUAAAUUUACCUUUACUAAUUUUUUUUUUGUUAAACUUG